AUUAAUUUGUGUUAACGAAUAAGCUUGGACGAAAAAGAGGGAGGAGACGUUCUACAUUGACCGGAUGAAAGGAAGAGAAGAGUGAAAAUCUGCCAUCAUGUCGGAUUCAAAGUACUUCACCACAACAAAGAAAGGGGAGAUUUAUGAGCUGAAAGCAGACCUCAACAGCGAUAGGAAAGAGAAGAAGAAAGAAGCUGUCAAGAAAGUUAUUGCCAGCAUGACAGUAGGAAAAGAUGUCAGCUCCCUGUUUCCAGAUGUGGUUAACUGCAUGCAGACUGACAACCUUGAGCUCAAGAAACUGGUCUAUCUCUACCUGAUGAAUUACGCUAAGAGUCAACCAGACAUGGCCAUUAUGGCUGUCAACACAUUUGUCAAGGACUGUGAAGACCCUAAUCCGUUGAUCCGUGCACUGGCCGUGCGCACCAUGGGAUGCAUCCGUGUGGACAAGAUCACUGAGUACCUCUGCGAGCCACUCCGCAAGUGCCUCAAGGAUGAGGAUCCGUACGUUCAGAAGACAGCUGCAGUGUGUGUGGCCAAACUGUACGACAUCAACCCAGUGCUGGUAGAGGAUCAAGGAUUCAUUGAUCUUCUGCGGGAAUUGCUCACUGCAUCGAAUCCUAUGGUUGUUGCUAAUGCAGUGGCUGCCCUUUCUGAGAUCAACGAUGCCUCCCCAACAGGAAGUACUCUCUUUGACCUCAACUCGCAAACCAUCAACAAGCUUCUCACUGCCCUCAAUGAAUGCACUGAGUGGGGUCAAAUUUUCAUCCUGGACUCAUUAGCUAACUUUGGUCCCAAAGACGAGAAAGAAGCUCAGAGCAUAUGUGAACGGGUUACCCCUCGUUUAGCUCAUGCCAAUGCUGCUGUGGUCCUCUCAGCUGUGAAGGUUCUGAUGAAAUUCAUGGAAAUGAUGCCACCUUCAGGGGACUACGUCAGCGCCCUUACCAAGAAGCUUUCCCCACCCCUCGUCACCCUGCUCUCCGCUGAACCAGAAGUCCAAUACGUUGCUCUCCGAAAUAUCAACCUUAUUGUACAGAAGAGACCUGAUAUCCUGAAGCAUGAGAUGAAGGUCUUCUUUGUAAAGUACAAUGACCCAAUCUACGUCAAACUGGAGAAGCUUGAUAUCAUGAUCCGUCUUGCAUCUCAGGGUAACAUCGCACAGGUCCUGGCUGAACUCAAGGAGUAUGCCACAGAAGUUGAUGUGGACUUUGUCCGCAAGUCUGUCCGUGCAAUCGGGCGUUGUGCCAUCAAAGUAGAGGAAUCUGCUGAGCGAUGUGUAAGUACGCUGCUUGACCUCAUCCAAACGAAGGUCAACUACGUUGUCCAGGAGGCCAUCGUCGUCAUCAAGGAUAUCUUCCGCAAGUACCCCAACAAGUAUGAGAGUAUCAUUGCUACUCUUUGUGAGAACCUAGACUCUCUGGAUGAACCUGAGGCAAGAGCCUCCAUGAUCUGGAUCCUUGGAGAGUACGCAGAGCGUAUCGACAACGCAGAGGAGCUACUAGAAAGCUUUGUGGAAGGUUUCCAUGAUGAGAACACCCAAGUACAGCUUCAGCUUCUUACCUCCAUCGUCAAGCUCUUCUUGAAAAGACCUCAGGAUACACAGGACCUGGUGCAGAAUGUCCUCAGUUUGGCAACACAGGAAUGCGAUAACCCUGACCUGCGUGACCGUGGGUACAUCUACUGGCGUCUGCUCUCUACCGACCCGGCCGCUGCCAAGGAUGUCGUACUUGCCGAGAAGCCUCUCAUUUCGGAGGAAACCGAUCUCAUCGAGCCAACUCUCCUGGAUGAGCUCAUCUGCUAUAUCGGGAGUCUUGCCUCUGUCUAUCACAAGCCACCCAGCGCCUUCGUGGAAGGUCGCACUGCUACGAGGCGAUUCCUUCCUACUCGUGCACCAGGGAGCUCUGGUUCUACUUCACCAGAGACGGAGCAAGCACCGACCUCUGUGCCCGAGACCACGGUCAUACCCCAGCAGCAGCACUCUGGUGGCGACCUGAUAGGGGACCUGCUCAGUAUCGACCUGGGAGACAGCGGCAUGGGCCAGCAGCCUGGCAUGCCCAUGGGUAUGAGUAUGGGCAUGACCAUGGGUGGGCUGGGUGGAGCCCCGCAGCCGGAGAACACUGGUGCCGUGGACCUCCUCGGAGACAACAUGGAGAGUUUGAUCCUUGGGACAACCACCCCUACAGCAGCACCUGGGGCACCACCUCCGGGUCCUGGGGGUGCUAACAUGGCAGCUCUUGGGGACAUCUUUGGUCUAGCAGGUGGAGCAUCAGAGGUCUACACGCCACCUAAGCAGAUGUGGUUGCCAGCAAGCAAAGGAAAAGGUUUGGAGAUCCUGGGCACCUUCAGUAGGAAGCAAGGCAACCCACAGAUGGUCAUGACAUUCUCAAACAAAGCCAUGCAACCAAUGACUGGCUUUGCUGUUCAGUUCAACAAGAACAGCUUUGGUCUGGUACCCGGGUCUGCCCUCACGAUACCCAGCCCACUGAGUCCAAACCAGUCCAUCGAUACCACCCUACCCCUCAGUGCCAAUGGGCCUAUCCAGAGGAUGGAUCCACUGACCAACCUUCAGGUGGCUGUCAAGAACUGUAUUGAUGUCUUCUACUUCAGCACCACUGUCCCUAUCAAUGUUCUCUUUGUGGAGGAUGGUCAGAUGGAUCGUAAAGUGUUCCUGGCCACCUGGAAGGACAUCCCUUCAUCCAACGAGGUUCAGUCUCAAAUCAGUAACUGCAAUUUAUCAUCAGAACAAGCAACAAGCAGGCUUCAGCGGAAUAAUAUUUUCACGGUGGCCAACCGGAAUGUAGAUGGUCAGGACAUGCUGUACCAAUCACUCCGACUGACCAAUAACAUCUGGGUACUGUCAGAACUGAAGAUGAAUCCGGACAAUCCCACAGUCCAACUCUCCCUCAAGACACGAGCCCUGGAUGUGAUACCAUCUAUCCAGAAAGCCUACAAUGACAUCAUGCUGAACUAGACAAUGAUAGCCACCCACUCGUCAAUCUUGUGUUAACCGUUUCAUCAACUUAUCUAUUCAGUGUUGUAUUGACGUACAUUGUUGCACUGUGAUUAUGAUUUUAAAGCCAGCAUAGCACAUCCACUUUGAACAGCUCCCUCUCGAGUUAUUGGAACAUUACCCAUUGUGCAACGUUUUGAUAUGCAGUCUUAUAAUAUAUGCCUACCAAUUUAAACAUCCAUUAUUCUUUACAAAAUUCAUAUCACAGUAUUUUCCAAGAAAUCGAUUAUUUAAAGGUGGCUUUCAUUUAUUCCUCAGUUUUCAAGAAAGGUUAAACUGAAAUUCACAAUAAAUUUCUGAUUUUUAUUUAUUUUUUUUAUGAAAGGGUGUAUGUGUAAAGGCUAACCUGAUAGACAUAGCUUCUGAUCAUUCACUAGCACUUCAGAAUGAUUAAAGUUCAAAAUGGUAUAUAUCUAUAGCUGCAAAUAUUGUUCUCACUAGUCAUUGUAUAAAUUUAGCCAAUGGUGUUUGUCCAACAUAAUUUUAACUCCUGUGGCUUUUUCAGAAACCAAAUUCAAGAUGUAUGGGAAACCCAUUUUUUGUAGCAUAAAGGUGUACGUUUUAGCAAGAUGUUGGCAUUGAUAAUAUUCCCUUCUUAAACAUGUACCUCUCUCUCAAAUAUGUUACAGGAAUAUUUAAGUAUAUUGUAAAGAUAUGGUCUUUAUAGACUUUUUAUUAUUAUCAAUAAUAAUCAACAAGUCUAAUUGAACAAGAAUUCAUGAGCUCACUCCAUCUGAUGUUACAACCCCGUAUGCUAAUCAUCAUGGCCCAAAGUAAAUAUAAGCUCACUGGAAACUACCAACAGAGUAUUUUAACCAGCAGAUUUUUCGAUUGAAAUUAUAUACGCAUGGUCAGGUUAAUUAUGUUGUAUGUUUAAGCAAUUUCUGAGAGCUUAUACAUUACCUGAGCCUGUGGUAUUAUGGCUGUCUUUGUAAACAGGUGUAUCGAUUUCAGGAUCCUUGAUAAAAAAAUUGAUAUUCCAUAAUAAUGAUCAUGUUGAUUUUUGCGCUCCCCCCUCCCUGGAAAAAAAAUGAAGACCUUUUAUUGGUUGAAUCUUGCAUAUGCGGAAGAUGUUGAAUAGUCUGUACAUCUUUAUUGAUUUUAAGAGAUAAUUUUAGUCACUAAUGUAACCAUUUUCUUUAUAAAAAAGAUAAUAAGAAGAAGAGGAUAUACUAUCAUAAUUUAAAAGUUUACCAUCCUUUCCUCUACUCCACUUCUCACAUGAUUGCUAUAUACCUGUCACAAACAAUGUGUGUUUGGUAUUUCCUCUUGAAUUGGCAGGUAAUUAUCUCAAGGCAAAUGAUCAUUGCUGGUACCAUGGUGUCAUAGGGGGUAUUACAACAAAACAUUUGCAAUCAAUUUAGAUUAUACAAGAAGUAGACCACUGAUCAAUUGCAAAUUUGCAAUUGAUCGCAAGACUUGUGAUUGUUUUGGGGACCUAAAAUUGACUUGCAAGCGAUUGCAGGUUUCUUGCAACAUUCCAUUAAUCAUACACCUGAAGAGAGGUAGUAUGACCAUGGGCCCGUAACACAAAACUUAGUAAUGAUCGUAGAACAUUUUUCUAUGAUUGAUUCCAUUGACUACAAUGUACAAUCAAUCGUGAAAAUUAAGUGUACGAUCAAUUGCUAACCUUUGUGUUAUGUGACAUACUCUUUGUAAUUCUAGUUCAUGAGGGAGUUGUCCUACCAGCAGAAUUAAGUUGUAUAAUAACUUUUCAUUGUGGUCAUGUAUGCUACAGCAUCAAAUGAAAUGGAUUGUACCCAAAAUCCACACCAACAGUUUCUUUUUAAUCUGCUUCUUCAGCCUCUAAUUAAUUAAGUUAUCGUUAUUACGAGUCAAGCUCACCUUAUAUCAAAUAAAAUAUAUUUCUAGAUAGACCACGCUAUAUAAGUGCAUCUACUAUUAUCUGUGUUAGUAUUAACCGUAAAGUUUGUUUUGUGAUGCUUGUUUAGGUCUGAAUUAUAAUGUGAUAAUCUUGUGUUUUCAAGACCAAAACAAAUUAUACAUGCUCAGUAUGACAGUUUCAACACUGGCCUGAGGCCUUGUCUAGCAUAUUAGUAAUGGUUCUAAUUAUUUGAAGUAACAAAUUGUUGAAGAGGUCAUUUAUUAUAUGUCUUGUAUACUCACAUGCAAGUUAAUUUUAUCUGUCUUAUACAUUGGAUAGUAUUUCUGAUUUGAUAUCAUGAUUCAAAAUUGAGUUUCUGAUUUCUCUCACAUAUCAUUAUCAAAUUACAUUAAGUUAACAUAAUAGUUGGAGUGAGGAACAUUAUGAAUUAUUGCAAAACUAAUUGUUUAUUAAAUUUACCAGUCUACUCCAAUU
This is a messenger RNA of Lytechinus variegatus (green sea urchin), 5327 nucleotides long. Its product is annotated as AP-1 complex subunit beta-1-like. Gene Ontology annotation, cellular component: membrane coat; clathrin adaptor complex. Gene Ontology annotation, biological process: intracellular protein transport; vesicle-mediated transport. The transcript is spliced from 18 exons. The record is from RefSeq and is a predicted model, not a curated record. NCBI's taxonomy places the organism in Eukaryota, Metazoa, Echinodermata, Echinoidea, Temnopleuroida, Toxopneustidae. The coding region runs from base 98 to 2968 and encodes 956 amino acids. Gene Ontology annotation, molecular function: clathrin binding.